AUGGCACUGAAGUUCCCAGAUUCGGGCUCUGCCGAAUCCGUUAGCCGCAGCCUUCCUGGCAUCGGAUCUGAGGAGCCCAUCCCUGGCAAGCUCAUUGGUAAUGAACUAGACCAGAUCGAUUCGGACAGAUUAGAUUUCUCCGGUCUUCCUCAGCCUGGGCCGAGGUCGUCCGUUGCGACAAAUGCUUCACAACCGUUCGAGAAAGAUACGGUACGAUGA
Molecule: messenger RNA, 219 nt
Organism: Penicillium canescens
Lineage: Eukaryota; Fungi; Ascomycota; Eurotiomycetes; Eurotiales; Aspergillaceae
Exons: 1
Coding region: 1-219 (72 amino acids)
Source: RefSeq, a predicted model, not a curated record